GCGGGUGCCCGCGCGGCCGUGCGCGCCGCCGCCGGUGCCCGUGCUGCCUGGCGCUGCCGGAGCGCUGCUGCUGCUGCCGCCGCCCGGCCCCGCGCCCGCCGCCGCCGCUGCUCCCGGUGCGGCUGCGGGUCCCGCUGCGGCUGUGGCUGCCGGAGGUGACAUCUCUGUCAUUUGCCACCGGGACAGUUGUGGAGCCACUGAGGAUGUAGUCUGAGUGGCGGGACGCAAGGAGGAAGAGGACAAGGAGGUGUCUUGGGGACAGCACCGUGCUUGUGUGUCCCCAGCACCAUCCGCAUCCACCCUUCAGCUGACACAGCCCAGGGGCUUCCCGGUGGCUUUUUGGAGCCUGAGCCAGCGCCGCGGCGAGGAGAAAGGGCCGAGGAAGCCGUGCCAGGUGAUGGAUGGCCCCACCCCGGUGCGGCAGUCCCGGAGGAGCAGGACGGGGUGGCUGGGGCACGGUGGGGACCUGGCUGGCAGCACUUGCCCCUGCAGAGCCCCACAGCGUUUGCUCCGCUGAGCUCCGACCCAGCAGGAACGGGGGGGAGCAUUCGGAGGGGCUCCGGGUGAUCCCCGCACGGGGCUGAGCCGCUGUCCCCCAGCAUGGCACGGCAGGGCGCAGGGGCCAUGCUGGCCUCCGGUGGCCUGGGCUUCCCCCCACAAAACCUGGCCCGGGUGGUGGUGUGGGAGUGGCUGAACGAGCACGGGCGCUGGCGGCCCUAUUCGGCCGCCGUCUGCCACCACAUCGAGAACGUGCUGAAGGAGGAUGCCCGUGGCAGCGUGGUGCUGGGGCAGGUCGACGUCCAGCUGGCACCGUACAUCAUCGAUCUCCAGUCCAUGCAUCAGUUCCGGCAGGACACGGGGACCAUGCGCCCCGUCCGGAGGAACUUCUACGACCCAUCCUCAGCCCCAGGGAAGGGCAUCGUGUGGGAGUGGGAGAACGACAACAGCUCCUGGACGCCCUACGACAUGGACAUCUGCAUCACCAUCCAGAACGCCUACGAGAAGCAGCACCCCUGGCUGGACCUCUCCUCCCUGGGCUUCUGCUACCUCAUCUACUUCAGCAGCAUGUCCCAAAUGAACCGGCAAACCCAGCGCAAGCGCCGGCUCCGGCGCCGCAUGGACCUGGCGUAUCCCCUCACCAUGGGCUCCAUCCCCAAAUCGCAGUCGUGGCCGGUGGGGACCAGCACAGGGACACCCUGCUCCUGUCCCCAGUGCCUGCUGGUCAACAGCACCCGUGCCGCCUCCAACGCCAUCCUGGCGUCCCAGCGCCGAAAGCUCUACCCGGGGGCUGUGCGCCAGAGCAGCACCUUUGCCGGGGCGGCGCUGUGGCCGGUGGGGACAGGGACGGUGGCGGUGGCGGGUGGCACAGCCAAGGGCGAGGGGCUGCGGGUGUCCAGCGGGGCAUUCGCCCCCAACCAGAGUGUCCCUGGCACGGCGCCGCUGCCUGGGCUCAACAACCUCAACCGCCCCGGCACGCAGCGGGGGGGUGGACUGAGCACCCGUGCCACCGUCCCCCCAGGGGUCCCGGCCCUCCCAGUCAAGAACCUGAAUGGCACCGGCCCUGUCCAUCCUGCCCUCGCAGGGAUGACAGGCAUCCUGAUGUGCGCUGCUGGGCUGCCCGUCUGCCUGACCCGCGCCCCCAAGCCCAUCCUGCACCCGCCGCCUGUCAGCAAGAGCGACAUCAAACCUGUGCCCGGUGUCAAUGGCAUCUGCAGGAAAACCAAGAAGAAGCAUCUCAAAAAGAGCAAGGCCCCUGAGGACGUGGUGCGACGCUACAUCCAGAAGGUGAAGAACCCCCCGGAUGAGGACUGCACCAUCUGCAUGGAGCGGCUGGUCACCUCCUCCGGCUACGAGGGCGUCCUCAGCCAGCGCAGCAUCAAGCCGGAGCUGGUGGGCAAGCUGGGCAAGUGCGGGCACAUGUACCACCUGCUCUGCCUCCUGGCCAUGUACAACAAUGGCAACAAGGAUGGCAGCCUGCAGUGCCCCACCUGUAAGGCCAUUUAUGGGGAGAAGACGGGGACGCAGCCCCCUGGGAAGAUGGAGUUUCACCUCAUCCCCCAUUCCUUGCCUGGCUACACCGACUCCAAAACCAUCCGGAUUGUCUACGACAUCCCCACCGGUAUCCAGGGCCCGGAGCACCCCAAUCCUGGCAAGAAGUUCACGGCACGAGGCUUCCCGCGGCACUGCUACCUGCCCGACAAUGAGAAGGGCAGGAAGGUGCUGAAGCUGCUGAUCGUGGCCUGGGACCGGCGGCUCAUCUUCACCAUCGGCACGUCCAACACCACGGGGGAGUCAGACACAGUGGUGUGGAACGAGAUCCACCACAAGACCGAGUUCGGGUCCAACCUGACGGGCCACGGCUACCCUGACCCCAACUACCUGGACAACGUCCUGGCUGAGCUGCUGGCCCAGGGUGUCUCCGAGGCCACCCUGAAGGACUGAGGCAAGGGUGAGGGGCUCCCCACCGCCCUCUCGCCCCCGCGUCCCCUCCUGUGCCAACGCCGCCCGCGCCGCUUCGCUGCCGAUGCUGCAGCCCUGCCGGGUGGGCUUCUCCCCCAUCCUGGGCCACCCGGUGCCACUCGCCACGUGUCCCUGUGUCCCCCCCCCCACUGCCCCAGUUUACCCUGCUCCCGUGGCAAUAGCAUCGUGGGCUGGUGCUUUUCUUUUUCUACCCGUGGCCUCUUUGCGCAUCAGCCGCCUGUGCCACCCGCCGCUGCCCCACGGAGCCGCGUACAGCUGGUGCCAUGUGUACAUCUCUGUGUUACAGAAUACACCCCGCACCGGGCCAGUG
This is a messenger RNA of Columba livia (rock pigeon), 2791 nucleotides long. RefSeq names its product deltex E3 ubiquitin ligase 1 (gene DTX1). The transcript has 10 exons. The coding region runs from base 601 to 2442 and encodes 613 amino acids. Gene Ontology annotation, molecular function: zinc ion binding; ubiquitin protein ligase activity. Gene Ontology annotation, cellular component: nucleoplasm. The record is from RefSeq and is a predicted model, not a curated record. NCBI's taxonomy places the organism in Eukaryota, Metazoa, Chordata, Aves, Columbiformes, Columbidae. Gene Ontology annotation, biological process: protein ubiquitination; Notch signaling pathway.